Molecule: messenger RNA, 2256 nt
Organism: Auxenochlorella protothecoides
Lineage: Eukaryota; Viridiplantae; Chlorophyta; Trebouxiophyceae; Chlorellales; Chlorellaceae
Product: DNA repair protein rhp26
Exons: 13
Coding region: 1-2256 (751 amino acids)
Biological process (GO): transcription-coupled nucleotide-excision repair
Cellular component (GO): nucleus
Molecular function (GO): ATP binding; ATP-dependent chromatin remodeler activity
Source: RefSeq, a predicted model, not a curated record
AUGCUGCAGGGGGUGCUGACGCCCUUUGACAACGUGAAUGGAUUUGAGCGGCGUGUCAUGCACAGCAAGGCUGGGCCUUCAGGCCGCGCCAGCCCAGAAGCAGAGGAGCCGGGGUCCGAGGCCGCCCAGCGCAUGGCCGCCAGGCUGGCGAGCAUCAAGGCUGCCCGCCACACCACCAGGCUGCUGGACGCCCAGGACCUGCCUCAGCAGGAACGCCCCACCAAGCGCGUGGACGAGGGGUACUGGCGGCAGGGCAACUCCGAGUACGUGCAGCCCGCCAAGCGGCGACGGCGCCCCCGCCUGCGCAAGCUGCGUGGCCCGCGGGAGGAAAGCGCGUCGUCGGGUGAGGACGUGGGCGGCGAGCGCGACGACGCCGACGAGGCGAACUUUGACGCCCGCCAGGCCGCGCGAGCGCGGCGCCGGGACCGGGGGGCCGCCGAGGAGGGCGGGUCUGGCAGCGAGGCGGAGCCGGAGGAGGAUGCCCUGGUGGAGUUUGAGGGCGGGUUCCGCAUCUCCGCAGGCAUCUACGACCGGCUGUUCGAGUACCAGCGCACCGGGGUCAAGUGGCUGUGGGAGCUGCACACCCACCGCACCGGCGGCAUCCUGGGCGACGAGAUGGGGCUGGGCAAGACGGUGCAGAUCGGGGCCUUCCUGGCAGGCCUGCUGGCCAGCGGCCUGUAUCGCCCCAGCCUCAUCGUCUGCCCCGCCACAGUGCUGCGCCAGUGGCUGCGCGAGCUGCGCGCCUGGGCGCCGGACCUGCGCCUGGCAGGCAGUGCCGCGGGCCUGCUGCUCACCACCUACGAGCACAUGCGGCUGCAGCGCGAGCUGCUGCUGAGCGUGGACUGGGGUUACGUAAUCCUGGACGAGGGCCACAAGAUCAGAAACCCGGACGCGGAGGUGACGCUGACGGCCAAGCAGAUGCCCACCGUGCACCGCCUGAUUCUCACCGGUGCGCCCAUCCAGAACCGCCUGACUGAGCUCUGGUCCCUCUUCGAUUUUGUGUUCCCGGGCAAGCUGGGCACGCUGCCGGUGUUCCAGGCUCAGUUCGGGCUGCCCAUCCAGAUCGGGGGCUACGCCAAUGCCUCGGCCCUCCAGGUAUCCACCGCCUACAAGUGCGCGGUGGUGCUGCGGGACGUGGUGGGGCCCUACCUCCUGCGCCGGCGCAAGGCCGACGUAGACGUGCUGUUCUGCAUGUUGACCCCGGUCCAGCGCGACCUAUACAAGGCUUACCUGGCCAGCAAGGACCUGAAGGACAUCUUCGCGGGGCACCGGGCGGCACUGGCGGGCAUCGACAUCCUGCGCAAGAUCUGCAACCACCCAGACCUGCUGGACCGGGCGCGCUGGGAGGCCUCGGAGGACUAUGGCAAGCAGGAGCGAAGUGGAAAGCUGGUGGUGCUGGCACGCGUGCUGAAGCACUGGCAUGCCCAGGGCCACAAGGCCCUGGUCUUCACCCAGACGCAACAGAUGCUGGACAUCGUGGAGAAGACCGUGAACACCGAAGGGUACCGCUACCACCGCAUGGACGGCGCCACCGCCGUCUCGCAGCGCGCCCUCCUCAUGGACGACUUUAACGACAACCCCAAUGUCUUUCUUUUCCUGCUCACUACCCGUGUGGGCGGCCUGGGCGUCAACCUCACGGGCGCGAAUCGCAUUGUCGUCUUCGACCCGGACUGGAACUUUUCAACAGAUGUCCAGGCGCGGGAGAGGGCGUGGCGCAUCGGCCAGACGCGGGACGUGACGGUGUACCGCUUCGUGACCAGCGGUACGAUUGAGGAGAAGAUCUACCACCGCCAGGUGUACAAGCAGUUCCUGUCGGACAAGGUGCUGCGCGAUCCCCGCCAGCGCCGCUUCUUCAAGGCGCGCGACAUGCACGACCUGUUCACGCUGGGCGGCGAGUACCAGGACGGCACCGAGACCAGCGCCAUCUUCGGCGACGCGGGGUUCCUGCACCACCACCCGGGGCCCGAUGUGGACCUGUUCGAGGGCACCGGGCUGCACAGCGCGCUGGACCACAGCGCGAUCGAGCACGCCAACGACCCGGGGACGCUGGAGCGCCUCGCCUCGGCGGUGGUCCAGUUCCUGGAAGGGCUUGGGGGAUCCGCACCGUCUGCGGCCCUGGUGGAGCAUUUCCAGGAGACGUUGCCUGCCGCACAGCUCCCCUUGUUCCGGGGGGUCCUGAAAUCCGUGGCCACCCUGAGGAGGAGGGAUGGCGCCAAGCUGUGGGUGCUCAAGCCCGAAUUCAGUGGCGCCGGCUGA